Micromonas pusilla CCMP1545 is the source of this 3228-nucleotide messenger RNA. RefSeq lists its product as uncharacterized. Gene Ontology annotation, molecular function: mismatched DNA binding; ATP binding. Gene Ontology annotation, biological process: mismatch repair. Bases 1 to 3228 code for a protein of 1075 amino acids. The transcript has a single exon. The record is from RefSeq and is a predicted model, not a curated record. Lineage: Eukaryota; Viridiplantae; Chlorophyta; Mamiellophyceae; Mamiellales; Mamiellaceae.
AUGGCCGCGCCCGGCGCGUGCACCGCCGCGGCUGGCCCUGCACGGCCUCCGCCGUGCGCCCGCCGCGAUGGCGAUCGCGCGGCGCGACGCGCGUCUUCCUCGAGCCGCGCGGCGCGACGCGCGUCCACCGCGCGCGUCGCCUCCGUCGCGACGUCCACGACGCCGCCCGACAUCUCGAGCGCCGACUUGUCUCGAGAGAGCCUCGUCGCGUGCGGAUGGCACGAGCUCUGCGAGCACCUCGCCGGGUACGCGUCCACGGCGCUCGGCCAGGAGGCGUGCCGGACGCUGCCGCUCCCGUCCGAAGGGCCGUGGGCGUCCGAGGCGCUCCUGGACGAGACCUCCGCGGCGGUCGCGAUGGAGAGCCAUCACGGCGUGUCCCUGGACUUUGGCGGCAUCCUCAGCGCGGAGGUUCGAAGGGCGCUGUACAAAUCGGAGAAGUACGCGUCCCUGGGCGGGGACGAGCUCGCGGCGAUGAUGUCGUUUAUCGCCGCGGUGAAGCGCCUGACCAAAUCCGUGGAAGGGGUGAAAGUGAACGGCGCGCCGCCGCCGGAGUUGGAACCGCUGCGACUGUUGACGUCGACGACGAUCGCGCACGGCGAAGUCGCGGACGCGAUACGCGCGUGCGUGGACGACCAAGGCGGGUUCAAGGACGGCGCGUCGCCGGAACUUCGACGCGCGCGGUCGCAGAAAUCGGCCGCGGAGAGCAAGCUGCGCCGGGCGCUGCAGUCGUUCGGAGGGUCCACGGUGUCGCACCAAGGCCGGAUGGUGCUCGCCGUGGACAAGGCGCCGCCGGGGGCGCUCGUCGUCGGCGUCGCCGCGGGCGGCGCGCUCGUGCUCGUGGAGCCGCCCUCCGUGGUGCUCUUGAACGGCACGCUCGCGCAGGCGAACGCCGCGGAGGAGACCGCGAUCGACGCGGUCAGGAGACGGCUGACGUACGAAGUCGCCGCCGUGUGCGUGGAUUUACUCGCCGCGCUCGACGUCGUGACGCGUCUGGACGUCGUAGCCGCGAAAGCGAGGCAGGCUGCGGCUUUGAACGCGAUACGACCGACGUUCGUGCUACCGCCGGGAGGGUUUAACGCGUACGGCGGCGGGUUCAGCGGAAGCGUGGACGAGGACGAGGCGAACGAAGCGAAAGCCGCGGCGGCGGCGGCGGAGCGGAGCGCAAUGUUUCCGACGCUGAGACCGGGCGACGGCGUCGGCGUGAACGGCGCGAUGGUCGCGGACGACGACGGCGACGACGACGACGACGACGACGACGACGACGACGACGACGACGACGACGACGGUAACGGGCAAGAGCGCGAGCUCCUCGUCGAGCUCGCCGGGUUGAGGCAGCCCGUGCUCGCGGCGCAGGCGAUCAAAGCGCAACGCGCGGCGGCGAGGAAAGCCGCCGCGGAGGCGGCGCGGAAACGAAAGAACACCGCCGCGUCCACCGCCGGCGCGUUCGACUCGUACGACGACGACCUCCUCCUCGGCGGCCGGCUCGCGAGGAACGACCCGAACCGACCGGGCGUCGUGAAGAUCAAAGGCCCCGUCCCCGUGGACGUGUUCGUGCCCUUGAACGCGCGCUGCGUCGUCAUCACCGGCCCGAACACCGGCGGUAAGACCGCGGCGAUGAAAGCCGUCGGCCUCGCCGCGCUCAUGGCCCGCGCCGGACUUUUCAUCCCCGCGGAGACCGCGAAGCUGCCGUGGUUCGACUCCGUGCUCGUGGACAUCGGGGACUCGCAGGACUUGAUGACGUCGCUGAGCACGUUUAGCGCGCGGCUCGCGAAGCAACGCGCGAUUUUAUCCGCCGCUUCGCCCACGUCGCUCGUGCUCAUGGACGAAGUCGGGACCGGGACGUCGCCCGCGGAGGGGUCUGCGAUCGGCGCGGCGCUUCUCGAACGCCUCGCCGGUGUCGCCGGGGGAAACAGCGCGAACGCCGCCGGGCUGACGCUCGCGACGACGCACCACGGGGAGUUGAAAGCGUUAAAGUACGAGCACCCCGGGGGCGUGUUUGAAAACGCCGCGGUGGAGUUCGACGAAGCCCUGCUCGCGCCGACGUAUCGCCUGCUGUGGGGCGUCCCCGGGCGCUCGAGGGCGUUGCAGAUCGCGGAGCGGUUCGGGUUGGAGCCCGACGUCGUGGACGACGCGCGAUCGAUGCUCGGGGAGGGACGCGUCACGCUCGAGAGCACGAUUUCCGCGCUCGAAAUCGCGCGUCGGGGCGCGGACGAGGACAUCGCGACCGCGCGGCGGUUGCUCGCGGAGACGCGCAGGGCGAUUCCCAGGAUCGCCGCCGCCGCGGCGAAGGUCAAGGCUGCGGAGGAGGCGACGGACGUCAAGAUCGCCGCGGGUAUCGCGCGAUUGGCGAGGGAACGACGCGCGGCGCUCGCGGCGGAGGCGCGCGAGAAGGCGUCCGCGGCGGCUCGGGAGCGACGCGCGGACACGAUGAAAACGGGCGCGAUGGACUUCGCCGCCGCCGCCGCCGCGGAGGCGGCGGCUAAGCGCGCGGCGGCCGCCGGCGCCGGCGCCGCCGCGGCCGCGGCCGCGCCGGUCACGCCGAGCGGGUGGAUUCCAGACGUCGGCGCCGACGUCGUCGUCGUCGCCACGGGGAUGGCGGGUAAGGUGAUCGGGACGUCCGGGACGUCGGUCACCGUCCAGGCGGGAAUCAUGAAGCUCACCGUGAACGCGGAGGAUCUCCAAAUGAACGCCGACGCGCCGAAACCGAAGCGUCCGCCCGCGAAGGCGCGGUCGCUCGGCGGGACGCAGGCGGCGAGGCGGGUCAACGCGCUCCUCGGCGGCGGCGGACGGUCGAACGCGCGCGUCCCCGCGCCCGCGACGACGAGCUACGGCGGCGGGUUCGAUUUCGACUUCGACGACGACGAGGGCGGGUUCACGAUCGGCGAUGUCGUGAAGAUCGUCGGCGGCGUGAACAAAGGGAAGAGCGGCACCGUCGUGGACGCGAGUGGCGGCGCGCUCUCGAUUCAAGUCGGGAAGAACACGAUCAAAGCUCCGUUCGAAGCGGUGGAGUCGAAAGAUAAGCCGUCCAAGAUGAAGGUGGGGACGCUGUCGAACAACGGCGGCGGCGGGAAAAAGAGCAAGAAGAAGAAGAAAGGCGGGAGCGGGCUUCCGCGCGCGACGCAGGACCCGGGGAAGCCGGAGUUUAAUCCGUCGAGCGGCGGCGGCGGCGAAGAACAAGACGACGGCGGCAUCAACGCGCUGAUGAACAAGUUCCGUCGGUCGUCGUGA